CAAGCGAUUUCUUCUAUACCGCUUUCUUUCUCGUUCUGUCUGGAAAUAUUAAUUAAAAAAUUAAUUACAUGAAACUGCUUAUUACACUCAUGUGUUGCCUACAAUGCUCAUUAGAGCAAAUCUUUGAUUUAGAUUAGGAUGGGUGGUUUUAGAGUCUGAUAUAAGGAUCCACAACAUUAUUUUUGGAGUUUAAACAACUCAGUUUUCCAUUUUUCUGUCAUGAUCCGUCUGGGAGCAAAAUAUUUUUAUCAUGUUCUCACUUUUCAUUAGAAUCAUUUCAAAUUGUUGUUAUUAGGCACCACCCCAUACCUUGUACUCUUGUUUGUUGGCCCAUAUGCAAUGGAACAAAAAUACAUCAUUGUUUUGAAUAUGAUAUCCUCAAACAGAAUAAAAAAAUGAUAUAUGGUCAACAUGUCUUUGCUUUCGCUUCAAACUUAUCUUUGCCUUUUCUUCUUGUUUUCAAAAUCAUGGGGAAUUUGAAGGCACCAAAACCAAAUCAUACCAACUCUAGAAUUUUCCUCCCAAUGCCUCCUUCCAUUUUGUCUUCUUUUCUCUACUCUCUAUUGUGCUUCCUUCAUUUCUUUCUACCAGCAUGGAUCCAAAAAGCUUCCUUAUCUUGAGAAAUUUUCUUUAGAAGUGUAUAGUUAUCAUCUUUUUUAGUUCCUUAGCUUAUGAAACUCUAUCCCUUGAGUCUAAAUUUGAGGCUUGUAUGCCUCGAUCAUGCAGAAACGGCCAGAAAUGGCCCCUAUAUUAGCUAUCCUUUUUGGAUUUUUCAAGAACAAGAUUCCUUCUGUGGCUACCCAAACUUUGAGAUCACUGCAAAAACAACAGCCCAUUUCUUACCAUAUCCGAUGAUAAUUAUAUCAUCAAAGAUAUAUCGUACUUCAAUAAUAUCUUUCUUGUGGUCAAUGCUGUAGUCUAUGAAGAAAUGUGUCUAAUUCCUCUGCAAAACGCUACUUUUCAUCGAACUCCAUUCAGUCUUAGUUCUGAUGAUGUCUAUUUUUCCUUCUUAUAUAACUGCACUGAGCGGCUAGAUUACCACACAUAUCCACUAAGAUGUGCUAGCAAUACUUCAAGUUAUUCUUUUGCUGUUUUCCAUGAAGAAGGUUUGGAGAGCAGUAACUACUCCUUAGAGUCAUGCCAAUCUUUUGUUGAUGCCCCAGUGUAUAUGGAUAUGAAUACUUACAGACUUACAGUAAUUUCACAAGUCUAUUGAAAGCAAACUAUUUUGAAAUCCUGAGGAUGGGUUUCCUUCUGAAUUGGACUGCACAUAGUUGCAGCGAUUGUGAGAGUAGUGGUGGCGCUGUGGAUUUGAUAAUGAUCAUUUCAUUUGUUUUUGCCAGGACAGGUCUCAUUCCAAAACCUGCAAUGAUGGUAAUUUCAUAGGAAAUUCACCUUUCCAAUUUCUACAGUCGUUUUUUCCCUUAAAUUACUAACAUAGUUUAUUAAGCUUAUUUUCUGUAGAUUGAGGGCCUAAUUAGUUCCUCUGCUUGUUAAUGUUGUAUUUUUAUUCCUUGUGCCUGCUUCUUGGCCUGAUAGAUGUCUUGUCUU
This is a messenger RNA of Rubroshorea leprosula, 1551 nucleotides long. The record is from the annotation of a GenBank genome assembly. NCBI's taxonomy places the organism in Eukaryota, Viridiplantae, Streptophyta, Magnoliopsida, Malvales, Dipterocarpaceae.